Molecule: messenger RNA, 1810 nt
Organism: Cottoperca gobio
Lineage: Eukaryota; Metazoa; Chordata; Actinopteri; Perciformes; Bovichtidae
Gene: cd22
Product: cd22 molecule
Exons: 7
Coding region: 175-1245 (356 amino acids)
Source: RefSeq, a predicted model, not a curated record
UGGACAUAACAAGCUGACAUUUCACAUAAACAUGCAGCAGCUAAAGGAACAUCAUUCUCGUUUAUCGUUUGUUUGAAUAUCACUCGUCCACAACUUCCCUCCUGAUACACGGUGCUUGCUGUCGUGCCCACUUUUGAGAGUUCAAUUCCCAAAUCUCACAUCCAACUCGAAAUUAUGUGUUUCGCGUUGAUGGAGAAGAUGUUCGCAAUGCUGGUGCUUCUGAUCCUGAAGUCAGGAACUGUGGGUGCUGGUCGGUCAGUGACUUUUGAAAACCCGAAUCCUUGUGCUUUAAAGGGAUCAUCGGUGGAGCUCAGGUGCUCAUACAACUACACCGAUGGGGAAACUGUUGAAAACACUGUAUGGCACAAAGGGGAAUUAAAAAAUGGCACCUGGAGACGUGUUCAGCUCUCAGAUCUUCCUUCAUAUGAAAAUCGUUCUGAAUAUUUUGGUGACCGUCAGCACAACUGUGGCCUGGCAAUACAUAACCUCCAGGAUAAUGACACAGGGCAUUACUACUUCAGGUUUGAUACGAAGACCAUAGGAUGGCGGAGUAAAAAAUCGGUGUAUCUGACUGUCACAGAGCUGAGAGCCAGAGUUUACCCUGACAAUGUGAGAGCAGGAGACUAUGUGACUCUUGAAUGUUCAACAUCCUGCGACUUUUCCACCACAGUUUGGUUUAAAGAUGGACGUCAAGUAGCCAGACUGGAGUUCCAGGCUCAAGCAGAGGAUUCUGGGAAUUAUGUAUGUGCUGUCAAAGGACAGGAGUCAGUGCGAUCUGACCCUGUGGCUCUGGAAGUUCAUUAUCCUCCAUUAAAUGUAUCUGUCGAGAUGAGUUAUUCUGGCCAGCUGACGGUGGGCAGCAGUGUGAAUCUGACCUGCAGCAGUGCUGCUAACCCUGCAGCACACAGCUACACCUGGUACAGCCUGGGUACUGCUUCCAGUGUCAGCUCCAUGCUCCAGGUGGGAUCAGGACAGGUGCUGUCUCUCCCCUCUGUAGACACGUCCCACACUGGACUCUACUUCUGUCAGGCCGCAAACCAACUGGGGGAAAACAACUCAACUGAGGUGUUGCUGACAGUGGACAAUCCAGACAUUAGCCGCGUCAUCCUCUUUGUUGGUAUUGGAGUCAAAGUCUUUAUUGUCCUGUUGCUUCCACUGGUUAUUAUCUGGUUAUGGAGGCAGAAACGUAAUUCUGCUGUGGAUAAAGAGGAGAACAGCCAUGAUUACGAAAACACGCCUAAAUAGGUCAAAAGAACCGGGUUACACAGCAGGAAAUUUUGACCUGAGCCUGAUGACAUUUCAUUACACUGGAUACAUGACUCAGCACAAGAAUGUCAGUGGCUGGUAUGCUGAUUGGAGCUCAACCAAAAGACAGACAGAGUUAGAGUUGAACAGCAAGUUUGCUGGCACGAAAAAUGUUACAACUCUCUUUCACUCCCGACUCGUCUGUGAAUGUCUGUGUAAACGUUCUGUCCUUGUCAAGACAUAACAUUAUUUUCUUUCAUCAAUUAAAUACCCAAACCUUACAAAUGUUACUAAAUGAAGCUAUUUUGCUGUGAAUGUAUUGUUGCUGAACAUCUUUCAGUGGUGUGAGUGGUUCACUACUGGCAAGGGUGUAACUUUAAAAAUGUUUCUCGAAUCCUAUUUCCUGCAUUUCUACAAACAUUUAGGAACUAUGGUGAUAAACGUUUUAUUGAAAUGUAUCAAUUAAAGUUUAUUGAGAGUUGAAUGUAUAAGUUUUCUGCAUAUUUUUGUUUUGUUUUCUUAUUUAUGUCUUUUUACAUUUGAAAUAAAUUUAAUUAAAAUCUGA